This is a messenger RNA of Drosophila eugracilis, 1981 nucleotides long. It is a transcript of the gene ppk12, whose product is annotated as pickpocket protein 28. The coding region runs from base 139 to 1866 and encodes 575 amino acids. Gene Ontology annotation, biological process: sodium ion transmembrane transport. Gene Ontology annotation, molecular function: ligand-gated sodium channel activity. The transcript has 7 exons. Gene Ontology annotation, cellular component: membrane. The record is from RefSeq and is a predicted model, not a curated record. Lineage: Eukaryota; Metazoa; Arthropoda; Insecta; Diptera; Drosophilidae.
GCUGCACUCUGUCACAAAUCACUGUAAUCAAGGUAAAGCCUUAAUUACAUGGGUCUUUAAUACGAGUACUGACAUCUGAUUGAUUGCGAUAUCAAGUAUUUAUGGCGGUGUCAAGGAGCAUUAAGUAAACAGUUGAAAAUGGAAUUGUCCGCGUCAACCAGACCGAUAAGGCAGGGAUCCUCGGUGUUUUUGCUCAAGAGCUUGGUCAGAAGUCUGCGGCAAUUCCUCAACCAGACUAGCUUGCAUGGCCUGAAAUUUGUGGGCGAUUCCAGUCUCAGCAGUUGGGAAAGAUCAUUUUUCUUUGGCUCCUUUGUAAUUGCCCUCAUAAUCACAGUCCACCUUAUAUCGAACAUUUAUGUCAAGUGGGAUAGCACUCCGGUAAUAAUUGGCAUCAGCCCACAUGCCACCUCUAUUCUGAAGGUACCCUUUCCGGCCAUAACCAUUUGCAAUAUGAACCAAGUCCAAAAGAGUCAAGUGGCCGCUUAUAGGGAGGGCUCCGACGAGAGUGCCCUCUUGCAGCUCUUGUGUGACUCGGAUAGCUGGCAAUCCAAUAAGUUUGACGAGGAGCUUGCCGCUUCAAACUUCGACAGGAAUAACUUAAGGAUAUCCGACUUUGUCUCAAACCAUUCCCAGUCCUGCGAGAGAAUGUUGCUCUUCUGUAGAUUUAGUGCGGUGGAGCGAAACUGUUCGCAUUUGUUUCAGCAGAUCCUGACGGACGAGGGCCUGUGCUGCGUCUUUAAUUUUCAGCCGCCGGAACAUCUAUACAAGCCUUACUCAAAUAACCGUCGGAAUUUGACCAGUGCAGAUGGGUUUGAAACUGUUAAGUGGGACCCGGAGACAGGAUAUCCUGAAAAACUGCCUCCCAAAUAUCAUCCAGCGCCCUCAAGUGGAACUGGCAUAACUUUGGGAUUUACUGCUGUGCUAAAUGCUGAAAUGAGCGAAUACUACUGCUCCUCAACAAAUGGACCAGGUUUUAAGGUUUAUUUCCACAAUCCCAUCGAGGUGCCCAUGGUAAAAGAGGCGGGCCUGAUCACAGCCAUUGGCUACGAGACCAAUUACCGGAUCGAGAUGGUUAGAGCCGAGGCGGUGCCGGCAAUUCGUUCUAUAUCUCGCGACGGCCGACAGUGCCUGUUUAAUGACGAGAAGGAGUUGAUCUUCUAUAGAAUUUACACGCGGCUCAACUGCGAAAAUGAAUGUUUGGCUGCCUACCUUUACGAGUCGUGCUCCUGCAUCCCAUUCGAUUAUCCACAAAUCUACAGCAACGCCAGCACCUGCACUAUGAGAGACACCUUCUGUGUGCGACGGGCCCAAAGGGAGGCCGUUCGUCCGGGUUGGGUCAAGUGCCGGAAACAGUGCCUGCCCAGCUGCUUUGAUCUGAACUAUUUGGCCAGUGGCUUCGCCUUCCCGCUGGCUACCAACAACUUUCAGCUGGCCAACGCGCUGGUGGAGAGCAUGAACAAGUCCUAUCUCAGCGAGAAUAUAGCCGUGAUUAAUGUCUACUUUAGAGAGUCGGUCUACUACGGAAACACCAAGAAUGCCUACGUGGGAUUGACUGAGUUUCUGUCCAAUGUCGGUGGUGUAAUGGGCCUUUUUAUGGGUUUCAGCGUUAUCUCCCUGGCGGAGAUUCUCUACUUUCUAAUCUUGAGACCUAUUUCGGAACUUUUCGUUUGGAAGAGGUCAUCCCGUGUAGACUCGGAAAACAGUCUAAAACACAACGCCUUCGCCAUUGAACAAGCCAAGGAUUCAGAUAAACCCAUUUCAUGGCUUACCAGAGAACUAUAUCCCAAAGGUGUAAAACUGAGAUCAUUCGAAAGGGGUGGUAGAAUAAAGGGCACUAAAACUAUGGACAAUUCCUCAAACCAUUAAAGUUCACAGACCAGAAAUUGCUUUUAUGUAACAAUGUACGAGAAUACACAUGUAAUGGCCACGUCAUGCAUAGCAUUGCGUGACCAGUAAUAAAAUAAAAGGGGAAAACAUUAUG